CACUCCCUUCCCAAUCACAUCUCAAUUGAAUUUUCCUUCCCUCAAUUUUCUUUAUCUCAAAUUUCCAUAUCCAAAUGGCUCGUACCAAACAAACCGCUCGCAAAUCCACCGGUGGCAAAGCUCCAAGGAAACAACUCGCCACCAAAGCCGCUCGGAAAUCAGCUCCGGCCACCGGAGGAGUGAAGAAGCCACACAGAUUCCGUCCUGGAACUGUUGCUCUUCGUGAGAUCCGCAAGUAUCAGAAGAGUACCGAGCUUCUCAUCAGGAAGCUUCCAUUCCAAAGAUUGGUUAGGGAAAUCGCUCAGGAUUUCAAAACUGAUCUCAGGUUCCAGAGUAGCGCUGUUUCUGCUCUUCAAGAAGCCGCUGAAGCUUAUCUUGUUGGUUUGUUUGAAGAUACUAACCUUUGCGCUAUUCAUGCUAAGAGGGUUACAAUUAUGCCUAAGGAUAUUCAACUUGCAAGAAGAAUUAGAGGCGAGAGGGCUUAGUUCUGAUGCUAAUUAUCUUUAAUUUCCUUGUGUUUUUCUGUUAGGGUUUGGUUCAUUUUAGUUUAUCUUUUUGUAAUCUAUGUUGAAUCUUAUCCUGUUAUGUGUUCAGAAUUAAGAAAGUCAAUCUAUUUGAUUUUGUGUUAUUAA
Messenger RNA from Medicago truncatula (barrel medic), 632 nucleotides. Its product is annotated as histone H3.2. The transcript has a single exon. Gene Ontology annotation, cellular component: nucleosome. Lineage: Eukaryota; Viridiplantae; Streptophyta; Magnoliopsida; Fabales; Fabaceae. The record is from RefSeq and is a predicted model, not a curated record. Gene Ontology annotation, molecular function: protein heterodimerization activity; structural constituent of chromatin; DNA binding. Bases 75 to 485 code for a protein of 136 amino acids.